AUGCAUCCAUCGGAGAAUGCAGGAACUACUUUAGUGCCGGUCCCUUUUGAUGGAUCUGGGUACAAAUUAUGGAUAAGAGGUGUACUAAGAGCUUUGUCUGUGAAGAAUAAGGUAGGAUUCAUUAAUGGAAAAUGUAAGAGGCCAGAUGCAAACGAUGCUCUCUUCAGUCAGUGGGAACGAUGUAAUGACAUGGUGACCUCGUGGAUACUGAAUUCACUUUCUAAGGAUCUAACAGAUAGCCUACAAUAUGUCAACAAUGCGAAAGAGCUCUGGCAAGAGCUAGAAGAUAGGCACGAUCAGACGAAUGGAGCAAGUUAUGAAAUGAAAAGGUUAUGGGAAGAGCUAAACACCUUGAGCAUACAUGCUCAGUGCAGCUGCCAGUGUAUCUGUGGAUUCAAAGCUAAUAUGCAAAAUGUUGAACAAGAUAGGAGGCUAAUUCAGUUUCUCAUGGGACUAAAAGAAGUAUAUACAAUAGUGAGGGGAAGUGUUUUGAUGAUGAACCCCUUACCUAGCAUAGCGCAAGCUUUCUCCAUUCUUAUUCAGGAGGAGAAGUAG
Molecule: messenger RNA, 555 nt
Organism: Nicotiana tabacum (common tobacco)
Lineage: Eukaryota; Viridiplantae; Streptophyta; Magnoliopsida; Solanales; Solanaceae
Source: RefSeq, a predicted model, not a curated record